Molecule: messenger RNA, 2059 nt
Organism: Hypomesus transpacificus
Lineage: Eukaryota; Metazoa; Chordata; Actinopteri; Osmeriformes; Osmeridae
Gene: spock2
Product: SPARC (osteonectin), cwcv and kazal like domains proteoglycan 2
Exons: 11
Coding region: 97-1374 (425 amino acids)
Molecular function (GO): protein binding; calcium ion binding
Source: RefSeq, a predicted model, not a curated record
AGCAUCCUACGAUCGGGUGACAUAUCUCAGCAUCCUGCUCUUCUCGUCCAGGAGAGAAGCCAGUGCGAGUAAGUGCGUCUUUUUCUAUCCGCUACCAUGGUCAGAAUGACGAAUAUCGGGUGCCUUUUCGUCCCGUUGAUGAUGCUGGUGGGGUCCACCUUUCGGGCGGAUGCGAAGAGUGUAAAAGAGCCUGAAAAAACGGGGAAUUUCAUGGAAGAUGAGCAGUGGCUGUCCACCAUUUCACAGUACAGCCGCAAGAUCAAGCACUGGAAUCACUUCAGAGAUGAAGUAGAGGAUGAUUAUGUCCGCACCUGGGAUGAGAAUCAAGGUUCAAAUGAAAAUGUAGACACCACCAAGGACCCAUGCCAGAAGGUUAAAUGCAGCCGGCACAAGGUGUGCAUCGCCCAGGGCUACCAGAGAGCUGUGUGUGUCAACCGCAAGAAGCUGGAGCACAGGCUGAAGCAGCCAUCUCUGAGGUCUCCUGAUGGUACUUGCCAGCCCUGUCCCAUCUCCUCAUCUGGUCCUGUGUGUGGAUCAGAUGGCCACAACUAUGCCUCACAGUGCAAACUGGAGCAGCAGGCAUGUCUGACAGGGAAGGAACUGACCAUGACAUGCUCAGGCCUGUGUCCCUGUCCAACCACCUCUUCUGCCAUGGUAACAGAGAGCAAGCAUGUUGAGAGCUGUACUGGACAGGACCUGGCUGAUCUGGGGGACCGGCUGAGGGACUGGUUCCAGCUACUGCAGGGUAACGCCAAGCAGAACAACAACACCAAGGCUGGGGCCAGCACCACAACAGCGGCAGCCAGCACAUCAGUCCUGGAAAGGAGUCUGGUGGCUAGCUGUAAGGACUCCAUAGGUUGGAUGUUCUCCAAGCUGGACACAAACACUGACCUGUACCUGGACCAGGCCGAGCUGUCAGCCAUCAACCUGGACAAGUACGAGGUGUGCAUCCGGCCCUUCUUCAACUCCUGCGACUCUUACACGGACGGGAAGGUCUCCACCGCUGAGUGGUGCCUCUGCUUUUGGAGAGAGAAGCCCCCCUGUCUGUCUGAGCUUGAGAGGAUCCAAGUACAAGAGGGAGGCAAGAGAAAGUUUGGUCUGUUCAUUCCCAGCUGUGAUGAGGAUGGCUUCUACAGGAAGUUACAGUGCGACAGAGGAGAGUGCUGGUGUGUCGACCAGAAUGGCGGUGAGCUAGCGAGCUCUAGAAUCCGUGGAAAGCCUGACUGUGAUGAAGAAGUGGCCUAUUCAGGUGAUUUUGGCAGUGGCGUCGGAUGGGAGGAUGAGGAAGAGAAGGAGACAGAGGAGAACACGGAGGAGGCCGAUGAGGACGAGGGAGAGGUGGGGGAGGUGGACGACGGAGGAUAUAUUUGGUGAAGCGCCGACGGUCCCUGCUGCAGCAUAGCUACAGGAUGAUCUCUCUCCAUCUCUAUCUCAGACACAUGAACACACACACACACAUGUACGCACACACACACACACACAGGGAUCCAGGAAACCUGACUGAAGAUAUGGACAUUAAACCGCACUCAGAACAAUGCUGACUAACCAAUGGCUUGAAAGAGGAAAAAGGUGGUGGAUGCAGGAGAAGGAGAAACGGAUAGGGGAGGGGGGAGAUGAUCCGGUGCCCAUGUCAUGUUGGGGAGGGGGUUGUAUCAAUAGCUAGAACGUGGGAUAUCCAGAGGACAUUAGUCCUUACUGGUAAAUCUUUGUUAUUUUUAUUUCUGUUGUAUGUGCAGGAACUUUCUCCUUGAGCAGCUUUAAGACUGGAGACUGGAAGCCUGUCCCAGGUGCUUGUAAUGUGCUUGCGUUAGGAACCAGAGACGCUUAGGUCUCGUGUCCACAGUCCAUCGAGGCUCCCCUUUUCUUUGUUUCUCUCCUUUGUCUGUCCUGAUGAGAAAGAGAUGGGGCCUGGCGUCCACCAUGUUGGUUUCACCAGUGUGGUGAAGGAGAGAAGGCAAAGCGAGGAAAGCCCCUCUUGCACUCGUCGUUUCAUUUCAAAUGCUUUAGCUCGUGAGACAAUAGUGCUCUGUUAAAUUCAAGUAUACUAAGUAGUGUUUCU